Linum tenue is the source of this 3708-nucleotide messenger RNA. The record is from the annotation of a GenBank genome assembly. Lineage: Eukaryota; Viridiplantae; Streptophyta; Magnoliopsida; Malpighiales; Linaceae.
AUGGCAGCUUCCCCACCUUCAUUGCGUUCUUCUCAUCAUCCUUAUUCUUCCUACUCCGGGAAAUGGGAAUAUGACGUCUUCUUGUGUUUCAGAGGGGACGACACCCGCGCUGGUUUUACAAGCCACCUCAGGGCUGCUCUCCGCGACAAGCAAAUCAAAGUCUUUAUCGAUGACAUGCUCAACAAAACUGAGAGCAUCGAUGAGCUGAUCUCCGUCCUCCAAAGAUCUGCACUCUCAGUUGUGAUUUUCUCGGAGAAUUUUGCAGAUUCAAGCUGGUGCUUGAAUGAAGUGGCCACCAUUUCUCAAAGCAUGUUAGAAUUCAGACACCGUGUGCUUCCAGUUUUCUACAAAGUGGAUCCCUCUGAUGUUAAAGAUGAUUCUGGAAGUUAUGCGGCUACUAUUGAGCAGAAAUAUGGAGCCAGACCUCCGAAAAAGAGAAAAAACAAACAUGGAGCUAGCAAAUCUCCAGAGGACAGGAAGAGAUGGAUGGAUGCUUUGAAAGUUGUGGCUAAUUGUGCUGCCCAUACUUCACAGGCAAUAAAGAUUGAUUCUGAAUUACUUGAGGCAAUAGUCAACAGUGUUUUGAAAAUACUUGUAGACAUGUCACCGAGAGUGAAGUCUGAUAACUUGAUUGGCAUAGAUGCUCGCGUUUCUGAGGUUGAACAACUAAUAGCUAUGAACAUGAAUGAUUUUCGGAUUAUUGAACUUUUUGGGAUGCCUGGUGUAGGAAAGACCACUCUAGCUACAGCUUGCUAUCAAAGGCUUAUAUCCUUGACAAACGGAAUCAAGCAUCAAUUUGUUCGUAACAUCAACCAAAGGUGUGAAAUGGAAAAUGGAAUGGAAGGAAUCAUAACAAAACUCUAUUCAGCGCUGCUGUCUGAGAGUAACAUAAAUUACGAUGAUUUGGAUGUUAGUUAUAGAAGGAGUCGUCUUUCCCGUUUGAGGGUGUUCCUUGUUUUGGAUGAUGUGGGAACUUUGUCACAAUUAGAGCAAUUGUUGUUGGGAGAUCUUUUGAGUUCUACCCAUCUUUUUGCCCCUGGAAGCAGAAUUAUUCUGACAACAAGAAACCGAAUGGUGCUUGGAAAUGUAGGGGCUAGGAUUUAUCAUGUUGGUUGUUUGGAUUAUAAUGAAUCUGUUCAACUCUUUGGUAUCCAUGCAUUUGGACGAAGCCUACCACCCGAUGAUUGGAUGGAACUAUCACAUUGGGCUCUAUCAUAUUGCAAGGGAAACCCUCUAGCCAUAAAAGUUUUUGGUUGUACAUUAUCUGGCAAGGGCAGAGAAUAUUGGGUGAGUUUCUUGAAUGACCGGCAGAUUCCAACCCCAGGAAUCCAUGAAGUUUUUAAGAAAUGCUACAACACACUAGGAGUUGAGGAAAAUAGAUUUUUCUUGGACAUUGCUUGUUUAUUCUACGGGACGACCAAAUCCUUAUUGAUAAAAUAUUACCAAGCCCAUUAUGUACUCGAGAAUCUAAUUGAUAAGUCCUUCUGCAUUUCUGUGGCGGGUGAUAUUGGUGAGGGGAUUUACGUGCACGACUUGCUAAGGGAAACAGCUUGGAGCAUUGUUAAUGAAGAACCAAAACUGGGAAACCGCACCAUGUUGAAGAAUGCUGAUGAUAUUCACCAACUACUAACAAGAAGCUCGUCCUUAAAUGGAGGUAGAGUCACUGAGGGCAUAUAUUUGGACCUUUCUGAAGUCAAUGAGAUGCGUCUGGAAGCCAAAGCCUUCGAUGGGAUGACUUCUCUUAGAUGUCUCAAGUUCCUCUGCCCAAGAUAUGAGAAUGGAGCUAUCAAAGUUCGUGUACCAUAUGGUGGCCUCGACUUCCUUCCUGACAGCCUAAGGUGGUUGCGGUGGGACAUAUUCCCUUCCAAAUAUCUGCCGUCAACAUUUUCUCCUGAAAAGCUCGUCACACUUUCUCUUCGUGGUAGCCCAAUACUGGAAAGAUGCUGGGAAGUUGAGCCGCCGCUUGUGAAUCUAGUGUGGCUUGACCUCUCCCACUGCAUAAAUUUAGUUGCAAUCCCGAACCUGUCAGGGUCUCAGAAGUUGGAGUACCUACUUCUCCAGGGGUGUAAAAGCCUUAUUGAGAUCCCAUCUCAUCUUCAAGAUCUGGACAAGCUUGUAGCAAUGUUCCUUGAUGAUUGUACAAAUCUGAGGAGCCUUCCGCCCAAAUUCAACUCGAAGUUCUUCAAGUCUCUUUGGUUGGCCAACUGUCCCAAGAUUACUCGUUGUCCAGAGAUUAAUUCAGGAGAGUUGGUGUCUUUGAAUUUACUGGAGACUCCCAUCAUAGCCUUGCCGAGUGCAAUUCAUGAUAUCAAGCAAGGUGGCCGGCUAUAUCUAUGCGGUGAACACAUCACCAGCUUCCCUGUGAUUUUAACAAGCUUGAAAGAGUUUCGAUUGUGCCAUACCAGAAUAAGAGAAAUGGAUUGUUAUGACUAUGAUGAUGAUCAGCAGAAUUCUUUGCCAAGAUUUGUUCGAUUGGAUUUGGUCUGCAACCCCCAACUCAAGGGCUUGUCAAGGAAUAUAUGGAAGAUGGUCUCUCAAACUCUCACUCUCCAGAAUUGCCCGUUGAUUGAAACUUUGCCAGAAAUCUCACAGCCUGUGACUGAAUUAACUCAGCUUAGUAUAACAGGAAGUCGAAACCUGAAGAGUUUCCCUACUGGUAUCAACAAUCUGAGCUCCUUGCUGCAGCUUGACUUUGAUGGCACGGCUAUUAAGUCUCUUCCUUCUGCUAUCCUGGAACUUGACCAACUCUCCAUUUUGAAUUUGUCUUUCAACAAAAGCUUGGAGUUUAUUCCGAGCGACAUCAGUAAACUUGCCAAUUUAUCCUUGUUGUGCUUAGCAGGCUGUUCGAGGAUUCUAUCGUUGCCGGACCUCCCACCCAAUCUUCUAACUUUGACUGUAAGUGGUUGUGAAUUGUUACAAGCCUUACCAAGCAACAUAGGCAGACUGAGAUGGAAGGAUUUGUACUUUGAAGAUUGCUCCCAAUUGGACACGCAUCUGCCUAAAGAAAUACUGAAUAAUUUCCCUGAUCAUGCAGCAUCGAAUCUACACCCUCAAGGUGUUCUUCAAUACUCGGGGAGUGAGUUUCCGGAAUGGUUUGCCUACUCAAGUGUGGAUUAUAAGAAUGAUUCAUGUAUGAUGGUGCAAUUGCCUCCUCCAAACUCCACCAUCAGACGGCCAAUCAAAGGGAUUGCAUUUGGUGUUGUGUGUUCUUCUGAUAUUGGGCUCGUUCUGAUGUCUAUCACUUGGGAUUCCAACUUUGGCACCAGUGCCGCUGCCUCUUGGAGUUCUCCUGGUUCUGGUUUGACCCAAUCAGAUAAUGUAUUUAUAUGGUAUGAGAAGAACUUGUUUGGUGAGAUCAAGAAAGGAAUACCAGAAGAAGCAGAACCUUGGUAUGAGAGAUAUGCUGGGCGUGCUGUUUCCUUCAGAUUUUCCCUUCAACCAGUGAGGGGAGAAGAUCCGGAGAAAUUAAAGAGCAUCAAAAUCAAAACUUUUGGCGUCUCUCUACUGUACUAACUGCUAGCUCAUAGUUUGAUGGGAAUGAGGAAAAUGGACAAAGUUUUGGCGUGUCCCAUUUUAGACUUUCUUUUUAGAUAUUGUUUUUUUUUUUUUUUUACUUUCUGAAAUUCGUUGGUUGUUGCUUAAUCAAAAACUUGACUUGGAUCAUACAAAUCAAAACCUGUGCAUUUCUCCUUUUAUAAAUGAACUGAA